Molecule: messenger RNA, 5276 nt
Organism: Cololabis saira (Pacific saury)
Lineage: Eukaryota; Metazoa; Chordata; Actinopteri; Beloniformes; Belonidae
Gene: sall2
Product: spalt-like transcription factor 2
Exons: 3
Coding region: 632-4381 (1249 amino acids)
Biological process (GO): regulation of transcription by RNA polymerase II
Cellular component (GO): nucleus
Molecular function (GO): RNA polymerase II cis-regulatory region sequence-specific DNA binding; DNA-binding transcription factor activity, RNA polymerase II-specific
Source: RefSeq, a predicted model, not a curated record
AGCGGGUAGCCUUCUGCAACUCCGCACCGCCCCUGCCUCUGCCUCCACUUCAAUACCAGUAAAUAGAGGCACAUUCAGGCGUAAUGAGUAUUUACCCCGAGACGUGAAACAGGGUUUUCGACGGAGAUAAAUAACAAGGGGGGGAGAAAAAAGAAAAAAAAAUGCGUCUGUCCGACUGCGCAUCCCCGUGAGGGAGCAGGGAAACACUGCAGCAGUGUCCCGACCAGACUGACAGACAUCAGCUCCAGAGCCUCGUCCACUCACCAGCCUGUACUGUAUCGAUGCUAAAAAUAAUCCCACCCAACAUGAUGACAACUUGACAGUGAGGUCACACUCCUUCCCAGUUAUCACAGAUUCACUGUUGUGCUCUUCAUCUUCUCCUCAAAGCUCCCAGCUGCCACCUGUGCGCUGUUCAUCCGUCAAGGGCUCUUGGACGCCCCCUCAACCCACGGAGGGUCCAUUACAACCUUGUUCAUCAAAACAGCACUUCCAGAAACCCCUCAAAGACCCAGAGCCCUCUCGUUCAACUGACUCCUCUCAUUCUUCCCUCUCACAACUUGCACCUGCUUGUUGACUGUGUGGUUGGAGUUCUUCAUCAAGUCCCUUCAUCCCCUCUUCCCAAGGUGCCCCCAUGGCGUCUCCCAAACUGGGCCUGUCAGCCACCACCACUUCCUCUUCCUCCUCAUCGUCCUCGGCCUUGCUAUGUCCUCCACCGCAACCCAGCAGCCCCAGCCGAGUGCCCGAAGGCCCCCCGAGUCCCGUUACCCCCAUCCCAAGCCCAGGAGUGACAUCUGCCUCAGCUGCACCUGUUAGGACACAGCUGAGCAUCGCUCUGAUCCUGGAAGAGCUUCGAGUGCUGCAGCAAAGGCAGAUCCACCAGAUGCAGAUAACAGAGGAGAUCUGUAGACAGGUCCUACGCCUUGGUGAAGCCUCUUAUAGCAUCGACACACCCUCCCAGCAUCUCUUCCCUCCUCUGUCUCAACUCUGCCUUGAAGGCGGCAACCGACCCUCCUCCCCUCCUACCCAGACAGUUGCUUCUCAGCCCCCCACUUCUGUGGCUCCUCUCUUGGCAUGUUUCUCGUCCCUGCUCCCUUCUCAAACAGUCAGCAAACCUGCACAACCAUGCAUGUCCUUGUCUCAAAUUCUGCAGCCUCACAAAUCCCAGAUUGAGAGAACAGGGGCCACCGCAGGGGCUCAUGGCUAUCCCUGGGAGAGUUCACAAUCCUCUCCAUCCCGUACAACGUCCUCUGCGGCAGUCUCCAUGUCCUCUUCUAACUAUCCCCUAGCCUUGUCUUUAGCGCUACCCAAUCGUUCUUUUCAUGAGAAGUCUCAUAAUAUCACCUCAGUCAGUGGCCAGAGCGACCUGUCCAUUCUAAACUCAUCCCUCGCUUCAUCAGUAACAAAUAUCCCAAACUCACAGCGUGGUUUACAGUCCACCUCCACUGGAGGUGACUCCUGUUCUUCAUCCAGCUCAAGUGGUACUGGUCGUCUCCAUCAUCCCUGCCGCUUUUGUGGAAAACUGUUCAGCAGCGACUCUGCUCUGCAAAUACAUCUCCGUUCACACACGGGGGAGCGGCCCUACCGGUGUCCAGUGUGUCACAGUCGUUUCACCACACGGGGUAACCUGAAGGUGCAUUUCCUUCGCCACCGCGAACAAAACCCAGAGCUGUCACUUUCGCUUCUGCCACCAUCUUUGUUUGGGGUGGCUUUAGGGGCCACCGGGGGAUCUGAAAUAGGACAGAUCAGUGGUAGCAGUUCUAGUGGCAUCAAUUUUACACAGAAGAAGCGAAAAAGAGAGAAUGAAACCUUUGGAGAUAAUUUGGAGAGGACCACUAGUGAGGUUUCUCUGGGGACCUCUGGUGGAUCUGCCCCUUCCACUCUAGCUCUCCCACCAAGUGUGGAUCUGGCUUUGAUUUCUCACUCCCUCCUGCAGCUCAACAGGGCUGCUGCUGUUGCCGCUGCAGUCUCUAUCACUUCCUCCUCAUCACACUCAUCACCCUCCUCUUCAACUUCCAUCUCUUCUAUGGCUUCCUCUCUUCUCUCAAACCCAUCCUUGUCUUCGUCUUCCACCAUAACUGGGUUUUUUAAAAGUGCCAGACAGCAGCUCUUUGACGAAAACACUCCACCUUCUGCACCAAUGCUGUCUCCUGCAGUUUAUUCCCAGCUAGCCCACCUACCAAAGCUUCUUUUCCCCUCUGCCUCUACUUCGUCCUCCACCCAGGCUGCACACUCAUCCCUGUUUAGCCAUCCCUCACUGAGCUUGUUACAUUCCCAGCUACCCUCUACUGCAGGUUCCCAACAAUAUGUCUCCAGCAAUUCCCGUCUUUCUUGUCCAGCUUCUUCCUUUCCUAAAGUCUCAGGCCCAGCAACAACUACUACACCCUCUUCCUUGCCCUCCUCCAUGGCUACUGCAACCCCUACGUCUGAAACCUCCAAGCUGCAGAGGCUGGUGGAGAAGUUGGAGAAGGUUCCUCCACACACUUGGACUUCCUCUUCUACUCCUACUUCCAUACUGGAGAUUUUAUCUAACAGUACCCCUACCUCCUCAGUGGGUUCAACCAGUAACCGUUUGACAAAUGCCAGCACCUCUACCACAUAUGUCACAGCGGCCCCAUCUUCAAACCUUGUCAGCACCUCUGUUUCAUACUUCACUCGAGAGAUGAUAGCUGCCCUCAGAAUGAGUGAAAAUGGAGCAGGUGCAAUGACUGGUGACAUUCUACCAUCACUAAACAUCCCAGGAUCAACACCUAACCUGACAAACAAUCAAUGUGGAGUGUGUCUACGGGUGUUGAGCUGUCCUAGAGCGCUGCGGCUGCACCAGGCCACGCACCUUGGAGAACGUCCAUUUCCAUGUAAACUAUGUGGAAGGUCCUUCUCCACCAAAGGUAGUCUGCGAUCACAUCUCGCCACCCAUCAUGCUCGACCACCCAACACACGUGUCCAAAACUCUUGCCCGCUGUGCCAGCGCAAGUUCACCAACGCCCUUGUACUUCAGCACCACAUUCGCAUGCACCUUGGUGGACAGUUGCCCCCAGAUGGCAGAGAUGACUCAGAACACGAGAUGUCAUCUGAAUCUAAUCCCAAAUCUUUGUUACAAUCUCCAUCCCAGUCCACUUUGCUAGUCCCAAAUGUGGUCUCAGGUCCAACAACUAAUCCAGCUGAUGACUCUGAGAGCCCAGAUUUAAGCUCAGAGCUUCAAACUCAAGAAAUUACCUUUGCCCCUGUAUCCAACAGCAUUAAAUCUUCUGAACAAAGUAAGUGUGCAUCCUCAGUUCAAAUCCCUCCUACUGACUUUAUCCCUGACUCUUUCAUGGAUGCUACCAAACAAACCCCAUCGGUAGACAGUGCAGAACCCCCAGUUCUUUGUCUCAGUGCAUCCUUACCAGCCUCCAUGCCACACGGUCAAGCUUCACCAGUUGAGCAAGACAACCAAGUUCAACAGCAAGCCACUGCCAGUAUCCACAUUCCUAAAUCUAAUUCUUCACCGCUUCACUCCAUUGUUACCAAAAACACAGAGUCACCUCCUACUAUGUUAGUAGACUGUAGAGAGGAUGAAGGGUCUAUUACCUCAGGUGCCAUUCUUGGUUCCAAACAAAACCUGGAGGACGUAGAAAGCAAAUCUGCUAAUGAUGCUCCCUUCACUUACACUUGUUCCAGCACCCCUUCUAACCCCACCCUGAGUCAAGAUGUUUGCAACCUUAAUGCAAUGGCACUCUUGGAAUCAAGCUCUGCAACCUCAAGGCCCCAAUCACCAGAACCCAUGGAAGCAGAAAAAAACGACUCUCCCCCACCUGCAACACCAAAACCAGACCAAGUGGCUAUGCCUGACGAAGACCCCAAGACAACACCCAAUGUGGAGGAUUCAGACCAAACAGAAGAAAUGGAUGGGUCACAGGGAGCAGAUACUUCUGUAAGGGAGACACCCCAGAGCUUUUCUAUGGGUUCAAAUGGGAGGGAAGUCCAGGACAAAGACAUUAAAACUAGUGGACUUGUUUCAAGUGAAGCUCUGGAUCCUUCUGUGCCCAUCAGCCUCGCUCCAACCCUUCCUUCUCCAAUGUCACGCCCUGAGAAAAAGACCUAUUGCUGUGCUGAGUGUGGAAAAGAGUAUGCCAGUCGCAGUGGACUGAAGGGGCACAUGAAGCACCAUGGUGUGGUAACCAAAGCAUCACGUCCAGCAGCCAGGAGCAGCCGUUCCUCCUCUGAGCAACUUCCAUCAUCUGCAUUGUUGACAUCCUUAAACAUUCCAGCCACCAGGAGCUCCGUGGGCUUCUGGAACCAGUACGAGGCUUUCCUUAACACCAGCAAUGAGCCAGCAGAGGAUCCAAAUGCUGCGGCUCAAGGUGAAAAUGAAGUUGCACAGCCUUCAAAAUCACCUGUGUAAUAGAUUCUAAGGAAGAUGGACAAGGAGUCCAGUGAGGGAGUCCUAACUCCAGCUGGAAAUGUUCUGGUGUUUUCAAUCGUUGUUUGCCCUUAAGCACAACUGAAUUGUUAUUUGCAUAGUGUUGCUUCCUUAAAUUUCAGGUAGCCUGUCAGUUUGGUAGUCAGAGUAAUAUGUUUGUAUGUGACAGUUUUGUCAGUCAGCUUGGUCCUGUAUAGCUACUGUAUAAAUAAUGCAUAAAAGAUAUUCAAGAAGUAAAGAAAUGAGUCCUGUUAUUGCUGGGCUUGCUAAAAACGGACAUGAAGACCUGGGUGAAGAACUUCCCAGCACACCCAGACGAUACUAUCAGCUUCUGUAAGGACUCACGGAAAAGUACAUUAAAGAAGUACUUUAACUCAUUUUAUGUCAGUUUGAAAACAUUUUGGUGCAGUUGUGCCAUAUACUAACUUUAACACGAAUGGCACCAAAGAAAGUUUAAUCCGAGUUACAAUUUUCCUUUGUUUCAAUCUAGGAGAUUCUUUCGGAUGUAACUUAGGUUAUUAAGUAAGCAGAACUGAACUUUGCAAAGUCAACAAUAUGAAUGUGUUACUGUGGGGGAUUAUUACGUGUUUUAUCCCCAUUUUGUGGUCCUGACAACUACUGGUUCUGUAAUUGUGGUUUACUUUUUUUAUUGUACUGUCCUGUCAAAACAGAAGCACACCUACAGUGUUUGUGAGCCCACCGAGGGCAUGAUCUAUGAAGGAAAAGUGUUAUUAUUAUUAUUAUUAUUAUUGCUGUUGUAUGGUUCAAAAUUAAUAUCUGUAACACGUUUGAAGAUACUUAAGUUACUAAACCUUUACAUUUAUAAAUAUCUAUCAGUCUUUGUCUGUUAGCUGUACUUUCAGUAUCUCCAUAUUAA